Messenger RNA from Cynoglossus semilaevis (tongue sole), 417 nucleotides. RefSeq names its product short transient receptor potential channel 4-like. The coding region runs from base 91 to 417 and encodes 108 amino acids. The transcript has 2 exons. The record is from RefSeq and is a predicted model, not a curated record. Lineage: Eukaryota; Metazoa; Chordata; Actinopteri; Pleuronectiformes; Cynoglossidae. Gene Ontology annotation, biological process: calcium ion transmembrane transport; regulation of cytosolic calcium ion concentration. Gene Ontology annotation, cellular component: plasma membrane; cation channel complex. Gene Ontology annotation, molecular function: inositol 1,4,5 trisphosphate binding; store-operated calcium channel activity.
UCUCUCUUCUGGUCCAUCUUUGGCCUGAUCAGCCUGUACGUGACCAACGUGGUCCCGGACCACCAGUUCACAGAGUUUGUGGGAGCCACCAUGUUCGGCACCUACAACGUGAUUUCACUGGUGGUUCUCCUCAACAUGCUGAUCGCCAUGAUGAACAACUCGUACCAGCACAUCGCCGACCACGCUGACAUUGAGUGGAAAUUUGCCCGGACCAAGCUGUGGAUGAGCUACUUUGAGGAAGGGGCCACUCUGCCGGCACCGUUCAACAUCAUCCCCAGCCCCAAAUCAUUCUGGUACCUCAUGUGUUGGAUCAAGAAGCAGAUCUGCAAGAGGACGAGGUCCAAACAACCGGAGACCUUCGGGGCUCUGGGAGUAAGUCGGUCGACAGAACUUCGGGUUUGUUUUUUUGGGGCUUAA